AUGUGGCGAGACCGGACCAACCUCUAUCUCUCCUACCGGCAGUCCUACGCUCACCACCCCACCCACCGGAACAAGUAUGGCGGUAGCAACAACCUCGCCAGCGCCGAGCGCUUCGGCUCCUCCACCGGCGCCUCUGUGCUCUUCUCCGCCGACGAGUCCUCGGACCGGCGCGGUCUCCUGGCGGGCGGCGACUACCACGACGACGGCGACGCCGUGAUCGAGAUGGACCUGCUGCCCCCGCGCUGGGCCGACAUCACGGACGAGGUGACGGACCUCCUGGCCGACAUCGCCAAGAAGUCGCAGAAGCUCGAGAGGCUGCACCAGAAGCAUGUGCUCCCGGGCUUCGACGACGAGGGCACCAAGAAGGCCGAGGAGCGGGAUAUCGAGAAGUUGACGCAGGACAUCACGCGCGGGUUCCACGACUGCCACCGGUGCAUCCAGCGCAUCGAGGCCAUGGUCCGCGAGUCUAAGGACUCCGGCACCAUGACGAGGGCGGAGGAGGUCAUGGCCAAGAACAUCCAAAUAUCGCUUGCGGCCAGGGUGCAGGAGGCGAGCGCGGGCUUCAGGAAGAAGCAGAGUACUUAUUUGAAGAAACUGCGUGGCCUUAGCCAACCCAGCGGCAUACUUUCCCCCGGCCCUGAACGCGCGUCCACGCCCUCAAACUACAUGGACCCCUCGCUCCUCGAUUCCGAAACGGACAAGUCCUUCUCCCAGUCCACGCUGCAGUCAUCGAUGCAGCAGAAGCAGCUCCACUCUAACGACGCGGCCAUCGUCCAGCGGGAGCGCGAGAUCGAGGACAUCGCCCAGGGCAUCAUCGACCUGUCCGACCUGUUCCGCGACCUGCAGAGCAUCGUCAUCGACCAGGGGACCAUGCUGGACCGCAUCGACUACAAUGUGGAGCGGAUGGCCGUGGACGUCAAGGAGGCGGAUAAGGAGCUGAACGUUGCGAGCGGGUACCAGAAGAAGACCACGAAGAGGAAAAUCAUAUUUCUGUUGAUACUGAUUAUCGUGGGCAUGAUCAUAUUACUGGUCAUCAAGCCUAAGAGGCAGAGCGAUAGCGGUGGCGGAGGUGGUAGUCCCGCAGAGGAAGAGCAGGCGAUAGAAAGGGAUGCGCUGCCGGGGGUCGGCGGGGGCAGCCCAUUCCUCGCGAGGGCCGUGUUAGACCACUUGAUAUAUAGAUAG
Diaporthe citri is the source of this 1182-nucleotide messenger RNA. RefSeq lists its product as uncharacterized. Gene Ontology annotation, molecular function: SNARE binding; SNAP receptor activity. Gene Ontology annotation, cellular component: membrane; SNARE complex; endomembrane system. The coding region runs from base 1 to 1182 and encodes 393 amino acids. Lineage: Eukaryota; Fungi; Ascomycota; Sordariomycetes; Diaporthales; Diaporthaceae. The transcript is spliced from 3 exons. The record is from RefSeq and is a predicted model, not a curated record. Gene Ontology annotation, biological process: vesicle-mediated transport; vesicle fusion; intracellular protein transport.